CCCAUUACCGAAAAGAAACCACAUAUCACAUACCCUUCCUCUCAAACAAACAAAAAAUAAAAAAAAUCACAUACCCUUGUUCGGCCGGCGAAUCGCCGAUCCAGGAUGGCGGCCAACUUCUGGGCGUCGUCGCACAGCAAGCAGCUGCUGGACCCGGAGGAGAUGGACGAGGUGCCGGCGGCGGACCGGGCGCGGGGCAUAACCCCGAUGGAGUUCCGCCUCGUCAAGAUCCACAUGUCUUUCCUAAAUCAUCAAUCAUUUCAUGAUUCAGAUAUAUGGCGGUUGGCUCAGCAGGUGAAAGUCAGACAAAGAGUCAUAGCUACUGCAAUCACAUACUUUCGGCGUGUCUACACAAGAAAGAGCAUGACUGAGUAUGAUCCUCGUUUGGUAGCACCUGCUUGUUUGUAUUUGGCAUCAAAGGUGGAAGAGAGCACAGUGCAAGCAAGGCUUCUUGUAUUUUACAUCAAAAAAAUGUGUGGUUCUGAUGACAAGUACCGAUUUGAGAUCAAAGAUAUCCUUGAAAUGGAAAUGAAGCUCCUGGAAGCACUUGACUAUUAUUUGGUUGUUUACCAUCCCUACCGUCCUCUCUUACAGUUAUUGCAGGAUGCUGGCAUUACAGAUCUGACACAAUUUGCCUGGGGCCUUGUCAAUGAUACUUACAAGAUGGAUCUUAUUCUCAUAUAUCCUCCUUAUAUGAUUGCAUUGGCCUGCAUAUACAUUGCAAGUGUUCUUAAAGAUAAGGACACAACUUCAUGGUUUGAAGAACUCCGUGUUGACAUGAACAUUGUUAAGAGUAUUUCAAUGGUAAUCUUGGACUUCUAUGACACCUAUAAGAUCGAUCCUCAAAGGGGCCUCCCGGAGGACAAGAUCAUCCCUGUGAUGAACAAGUUGCCAUCAAAGGUGUAAAGGCGGAUCUGGCACCAAUUUCAGUCUGAUAUUUCAACCAUAUUUUGCAUUUUUGACUGGAGUAUAUGUAUGCCGCAUAAUCUUGGAUAAAAUCAAAACCAAGAUAUGGCGAAUGACCCGAUGGACUUGGGAGGAUAGCAUCUACUUGGUAGAACCUAAGUUGUUUUCAGGAUGAUGAUCCAAUAUGAAAGAGUUUGGUUGAUGUGAUUGUAACAGGCUACACGGCAUUUAUAUUUUCUGCUCGUAUGUGGAGUAUCAAGUGAAAACCAUGAUUUGGUACAAAUCUAAAUAUCUCCAACCACAGACGUUGGAUCCCAGACGAACAGUCUGGAUGAGAAUUGUCUUA
Molecule: messenger RNA, 1252 nt
Organism: Brachypodium distachyon (stiff brome)
Lineage: Eukaryota; Viridiplantae; Streptophyta; Magnoliopsida; Poales; Poaceae
Product: cyclin-C1-1
Exons: 9
Coding region: 106-906 (266 amino acids)
Biological process (GO): positive regulation of transcription by RNA polymerase II
Cellular component (GO): mediator complex; nucleus
Molecular function (GO): cyclin-dependent protein serine/threonine kinase regulator activity
Source: RefSeq, a predicted model, not a curated record